GGCGCACUGGCCGGCCGAGUAGCCUUGUGAGCGGAGCUUGCGCAGCCGCCCGGACCCACCUCUCCCACCCCCACCCCGGCCGCCGAGCGCCUCCAAGGACGCGCAUUUCCUGCGAGGCCUCAGAGUGCCCUUUGGCCGAGCCAAACCGAACCGAGGAGCCCAGCCCUUCGAAGCAGGUCGCGAUGGUGGACGAGCUGGUGCUGCUGCUCCACGCGCUCCUGGUGCGGCACCGCGCGCUGAGCAUCGAGAACAGCCAGCUCAUGGAACAGCUGCGGCUGCUGGUGUGCGAGAGGGCCAGUCUUUUGCGCCAGGUACGUCCGCCGAGCUGCCCGGUGCCCUUCCCCGAAACGUUUAACGGCGAGAGCGCCCGGCUCCCCGAGUUUAUCGUGCAGACGGCGUCUUACAUGCUCGUGAAUGAAAACCGAUUCUGCAACGACGCCAUGAAAGUGGCAUUCCUAAUCAGCCUGCUGACCGGGGAAGCGGAGGAGUGGGUGGUGCCCUACAUCGAGAUGGAUAGCCCCAUCCUAGGCGAUUACCGGGCCUUUCUCGAUGAGAUGAAGCAGUGUUUUGGCUGGGAUGACGACGAGGACGACGAGGACGAUGAAGAGGAUGAUUACUAGGCCUGGAGCCCCUUGGGCCUCGAGGGGGAGGGACCCGCACGCCACCUCCCCCACCCCCUGCCGCUCCCGAAGCUGCAGCGUUCAGCCCUUCUUUGCCUCCUGUGUCCUCGUUCUCUACUCGUUAUGCGCUGUAGUGCUUGUCUUUGUUCCAGGAAUAAUGCUCCAAUUACCUGCUGUGGGGCCUGGGGCUGGGCCUUGCCCUGAAGCAUGCUGUGUCAACUCUGCCCAGUCCCAGCCCCCUUCCUCUGCUACUGUGAAGGGUUCUCCUCGCCCCAGUUGUUGGCCAGGCCCCCGUCAAAACUGGUCCGGCCACCCACAGUCCUGCUGCUGCCACCCACCCACCUGCCUGCCAGGCGUAGUCUGCCCAGAGACUUACGCCGCCACUUUACCACCAUCUACUGCAUCCCACCUACAGACUACUGCUUUUGGAGAUAAGGACCGACCUAGAAGAUGCCUGAGUUGGCUACACUCUUCGGACACUGAUUUGGACAGCUCACCUGACCCUGAAAGGGCCAGUCUUUACAGCUGGUUAGUUGUUCAUCCACGGCCCAGGUUCCUUUCCUGCCCUACUAGAUUGCUGCGGGAGCCUGGUGUGCCUGGCAGCCAAGACACUGACAUUUCUUUUCUCGUAUGCACCAGUUUUGCACAGCUGUUGGUUGUUCAUAAUCGCAGCAGUCUCACACAGAUGUGUGUGUAUUUGGACAAGUGAUAUUAAAAACAAUGAAGCAAAUAAGCAGAAACGGGCACUCAAUCCAGCUCCUCAAUACUAUCUGGAAAAAGCAUUAGCAUCCUUUUCAAUAAAUAUCAAGCACUACAAAAAUUA
Molecule: messenger RNA, 1443 nt
Organism: Chinchilla lanigera (long-tailed chinchilla)
Lineage: Eukaryota; Metazoa; Chordata; Mammalia; Rodentia; Chinchillidae
Gene: Ldoc1
Product: leucine zipper, down-regulated in cancer 1
Exons: 1
Coding region: 183-620 (145 amino acids)
Source: RefSeq, a predicted model, not a curated record